UCUAUAUUUAGCUAAAUACACAUGUACAUCAUUUUACAUGUACAGUAUUACCAGUUUGGUCUGAAGAUCUUUCGAAGCCCUGUAUGUAAAAAUCAAAUAUGGCACAAUACUCACAGUGGCCUAAAGUUGAGUUAGCCAGUAACGAUAUUCUGACUAUUAAAGACCCAAGUGGGAACAUCAUUGAACUGUUCCCCUGUUACGGGUAUUAUUUCCCGAGAUCUUCCAUUGAAAAGCGACGAUAUCCAGACCCUCGGGAGAAUAUCCCUAGCAUUAUUAAAAUGAAGACCAGACAUGAUGAUGUCUUUCUAACGGCUUAUCCAAAAACAGGAACCCAUUGGUUGACUGAAAUCCUAUAUAUGUUACUUAACAAAAGACUAGAAUACAACAAAGAGUAUGGUAAAGUCAGUGCCAUGCUGCCACUUCAAACACCGGAAAUGGUAGAUAAACUGCCAUCCCCGCGUAUAUUAAACAGCCAUUUGCUAUUAAGUUCCUUACCACGUGAUAUAUUGACCCAAAAGAACAAAGUUGUAUUUGUGAAUCGCAACCCAAAAGACGUUGCUGUAUCCUUAUACCAUUUCUGCAAGCAUACAAUAAACUACGAAGGUUCAUGGAACGAUUUUCUGCAGCUAUUUAUGUCGGAAAAAGGCAUGGUUUAUGCAGGCCCGUGGCACAAAUACAUGAUGGACUGGGAUAAUGUCAUAAGGAAUAAUUCAAAACUAGAUGUAUUAGUUGUCAACUAUGAAGAUCUCAAAAUGAAUCCACUGAAGGAAAUUGAAAGGCUUGCAGAAUACUUAGAUGUUAAAAGUAGUUCUGAUUUCUACAGUCAAGUUUCAGAAAGAUGUAGGUUCAAUCAGUUGAAAGACGACUACAAGAACAGAAAUCAUCCUUUACGAGAGGUUAUAUUUAGGAAAGGUGAUGUUGGAGAUUGGAAAAAUUGGUUUACAGUGGCACAAAAUGAAGAAUUUGACAAACACCUUACUGAAAAAUUAACAAAUUCGUCAUGGACAUUUAGGUACUGUGUCAAAGAAUAAAAUUUAGUUAUUUA
Mytilus trossulus (common blue mussel) is the source of this 1045-nucleotide messenger RNA. Its product is annotated as sulfotransferase 1A1-like. Gene Ontology annotation, molecular function: sulfotransferase activity. Gene Ontology annotation, biological process: sulfation. Gene Ontology annotation, cellular component: cytoplasm. The transcript has 7 exons. The coding region runs from base 99 to 1031 and encodes 310 amino acids. Lineage: Eukaryota; Metazoa; Mollusca; Bivalvia; Mytilida; Mytilidae. The record is from RefSeq and is a predicted model, not a curated record.